AUGAAUAGACCAUUAAAUUCUCAGAAUGUUGCCGAUGCUCUACAAAAGUUCAACCUCAAAAAGGCAGCAAUACAAAAGGCAUUGGACACUCUUGCUGACAGCGGCCGAAUAUCAUUCAAGGAAUAUGGUAAGCAGAAAAUAUACCUUGCACGGCAAGAUCAAUUCAAUAUUCCAAACAGUGAAGAGCUUAAUCAGAUGAAGGAAGAAAAUGCCAAGCUGCAAGAGAAGCUUGUAAAACAAAAAAGAGCAAUUACUGAGGUUGAGGGAGAAAUUAAAGCUCUGCAGUCAAAUUUAACAUUGGAGCAGAUACAAGCAAAAGAAGCCAACUUAAAAAAGGAGGUUGAGGAAAUGGAGGAGAAAUUGAUUAAACUGCGUGGGGGAGUCAUCCUUGUGAGCCCAGAAGAAAGAAAGGCCGUGGAGUGCAUGUAUUCAGAUACAAUGCAUCAGUGGAGAAGGCGUAAAAGGAUGUUCAGAGACUUAUGGGAUGCCAUAACAGAAAAUUCACCCAAGGAUCUCAAAGAAUUUAAGGAAGAACUUGGUAUUGAAUAUGAUGAAGACGUUGGUGUGAGCUUGCAGUCAUUCUGUGAUCUAAUGCAACAUGGAAAGAAGCGAGCGAGAGGUCAGUGA
Thlaspi arvense is the source of this 627-nucleotide messenger RNA. NCBI's taxonomy places the organism in Eukaryota, Viridiplantae, Streptophyta, Magnoliopsida, Brassicales, Brassicaceae. The record is from the annotation of a GenBank genome assembly.